Messenger RNA from Mytilus trossulus (common blue mussel), 2797 nucleotides. Its product is annotated as toll-like receptor 4. The coding region runs from base 141 to 2345 and encodes 734 amino acids. Gene Ontology annotation, biological process: inflammatory response; toll-like receptor signaling pathway; immune response. Gene Ontology annotation, molecular function: transmembrane signaling receptor activity; protein binding. The record is from RefSeq and is a predicted model, not a curated record. Lineage: Eukaryota; Metazoa; Mollusca; Bivalvia; Mytilida; Mytilidae. The transcript is spliced from 2 exons. Gene Ontology annotation, cellular component: plasma membrane.
CGUCAAUAAAGUAAAAUGAAAUCCUGUGAUGUAAUUUACUUUUACACAUUAUAUCUGGACAAAACACAGAGAGGAAGCUGAUGAUAUAGCUUUGAAUAUAAAUUAUCCUACUAAAGGCAAGUGCACGAAGAGAGAUCGAAAUGAAAGUCAUAGUAAUUCUAAAGUUUUGUUUAGUGUUAUGUUUCUUAAAACAUACAAUCAAAACAGAGUCCGUGAAAUCUGAUCUGAUAUUACCCUGUGCAAACUUUACCGACCAAGAAGAACUGUACGUAGACUGUUCUUAUAGAAACCUAACAAUUAUUCCACGUUUGCCAGACAAUACUAUUCACCUUUAUUUACAGCACAACUUCCUGAUGCAAAUACCAGAUAAUACAUUCGAAAACAUGACAAAUCUUAGGACGUUAGAUUUAUCAUUCAACAUGUUGAUGUUGUAUACCAACAAGACGUUCAAUGGUCUUCGACACCUACAAACUCUUAAACUCGGGAACAAUAUUAUUAGUCGUAUACCAAAUAAAACCUUUGGCGGUAUGAAGAAGCUUAUAGAACUUGAUAUAUCAUAUUGCCAUGUAUCAUCAAUUAAUGAACAAACAUUUUAUGGGCUAAAUAACCUCGUACAUCUCGCUCUCGAAAAGAAUGGUUUGUAUUACAAUAAGAAACAACUUCCGAAGGGAAGCUUUCAGCCUUUAAAAUCCUUGAAACAGCUCUCUAUUCGAAACAAUAAUUUUGGAGCAAUUAAUAAAAUUUUCCCAGAUGAGACAAUUGCAGAUUUAAUCCUGUUAGAAGUAUUAGUAUUAGAUGUUAGCUGUGUGGAUCAUAAUAUGCAGUUAUUUGGAAAGGGGUUUUCCUCACUUCAAAAUCUCCGAACACUCAAUUUUAGUAUUUGUGAUGCCGUUUCCCUCCAUAAUGAUACAUUCAAGUAUACACCACAUCUAACCAAUGUCUAUAUAAGCAAGUGCAACAUUCUACGGAUCGAUGGGUUAGGAGCAUUUAUGAAACUCGGAAGACUGACAGUUUUAGAAUUGGAUAUAGAUAUAACUGAAGGAUUAAUGCCAGCAGUUCAUACAUUUCCAUGGGACAAAAUAAAUAAUGCACUCUACAAUACACACAUUCGUGAAUUGUAUUGUUUCAAGAAUAUCGACGUUCUAGUUUUCCCAAAACAACGUAGUAUACGGGCCCCACCUAAUCUUCGAAGUCUAGCUUUCAGUAAUUUGGGUUUUAGUCAGAUAUUGCUUAAUCUCACAUACGUGACAACCCUUAAAAUCGAUGGAAACAAACUUGGAAACUAUUUAGCGAACAAUACCUAUAUGAUGACCAAAUACAAUAGACUUGAAUUUAUCUCGCUCUCAAAUAAUUCAAUUUUUAAACUAAAUUCUGAAUUAUUCAAUGACCAACCGCACUUGAAAGUCAUUGACUUAAGUUAUAAUUUCCUUAAGCAUAUCAACUUUCACUUGAAACAUAUGAUAUAUUUAGAGAUGCUUAAUCUUGCAAAUAAUUCAAUCGUUUAUUUAGAUGAUGAUUCAAUAGCGAAUAUAGAUCAAAUUCUUAAUGAAAAUAAUAAUCUAAAAAUAAAUCUGGGUGGAAAUCCCCUUAACUGUGGCUGCUCUUUACUCCCUUACUUGAAAUGGAUGAUUAAUGUUCGUGAACAUUUUGUAAAUUUUAAUCAAUACAAAUGCGUUCUAGAAAACGGGAGCAUGCCAAUGUCAAAUUCUUUUGAGGACUUAAUACUUCAUCUUCAAACAGACUGCAUGAAUUACUCAUAUUUGAUAGUUGGCGUGUCAUUCACUUUAUUUGGCUUCAUAUCAUUAUUGAUAGCAUCUCUCAUUUAUAGACACAGGUGGAAACUCCGUUAUUUAUUUUAUACAGCAAAAUUGAGAUAUGCCCAUCAAAAUAACAUGGACAAUCGUGGACAAUACGUCUACGAUGCUUUUAUAUCUUACUCCGACGAAAUAAGAACGUUUGUAACGAAAGACUGUAUUGAUAAUCUUGAACAAGACGGACAUUUUAAACUAUGUAUACAUCAUCGAGACUUUCUACCGGGCGCAGCCAUAACUGACAAUAUCACCCAAGCCAUCCAAAGCAGUCGAAAAACAAUCUGCAUCAUAACGAGGUCUUUUAUCGAAUCUGACUAUUGCAUGUUUGAAUAUAAUAUGGCAAGAAUGGAAAGUAUUCACAGAAAGAAAGACAAAUGUCUAAUUUUUCUUGUGUUUUACGAGCAACUGCAACCAGAGGAGUUACCUUUAGUAUUAUAUGAAAUUAUUCAGAAAAAAACAUAUAUCGAAUACCCAGGUGAUGUGCACGGAAAUUUCAUUUUCUGGGAGAAAAUCAAAGACGCUAUCAAUGCAUAAAAGAGGAAUUAUCAAUCUGACUAUUAUUAAAAACUACAAAUAUAUUCAAAUGAGUAUCAACACAUGACAAAUUAAAUAUUAAGUCUUUUUUUUAAAAAAGCAAAAUAUUUUGAAGUUGGAGAGUUUGAGACAGAGCAGAUGAUACUAGGACUGUGUUUUAAUAAAAUCGUUAUUUUAUUUAUUUAUAAGCUUUGAGAGGAGAUUUAGAAAGAAUAUUUUUCGUCAUAGUAGUAGAAUUGGUACAGCUUUGUAGUGAACUCAAUGCUAUUUAGGCAAUAUUGGAACAACUUAAGAUAUAUAUCAUUAAACAUGACACAUAUUCGAUGGUCCUUUUCAUUCAAAUUCUGAUGCUUAAAAGAUCUCAAAUUCAUUAUCGGAAACAAUUGUUGAACGGAAAUUCAUUUUGAAAUCUAUGUAUCAAAACUUAUUGCAUAAACCUAUCAUUCAUUUUG